Porites evermanni is the source of this 4732-nucleotide messenger RNA. NCBI's taxonomy places the organism in Eukaryota, Metazoa, Cnidaria, Anthozoa, Scleractinia, Poritidae. The record is from the annotation of a GenBank genome assembly.
AUGAUUUCGUCUCCUUAUUUUACGGCAAGUGGAAGACAAACGCGUUCGGCUACAAGAGCGGCCGCAGAUGCUCUGGUAAAGAAAAAGAAACCGGUUAGAAAGCACGUGAAGAUCGAAUACGAGUCCGAAAACCAAGAUGGCGGGAGAGAACAAGCGAGCGAUGAUUUAAAAGAAGAUGUAGCCUCUAAGAAGCGUAAGAAGGAUACUUCUGUAACAAAAAAACAGUCUUCAGACUGGGAACCUGCUAACUGGAGGGAACAACUGGCUAAUAUCCGUGAAAUGAGAAAAUUACGGGACGCACCGGUAGAUUCCCAAGGAUGUGAAAAGACAGCUGAUAUGAACCAGUCAGCUGAGGUGAGUGUUGGGCAGUUUAUGGACUGGGAAUGGAUAAUCGCGAUUAGGGUUGCUACGUGAAAGGGAUAGGAAAAAAGAGGCUUGGCAUGGCCUUUGUUAACCUCCAUUAAUGUUUAUUGAGUCAGAUUCGAUAACAAGUACACUGAGUAGCGAACCGGGGGUGGGGCUAAGCGAUAUAGGUAUGUGCUGCCCCAUCGGGUAGGGUUUUUGCGCCGUUUGGUCUGAAAACGGAUAUACACUUUGCCUGUUUUGGUCUAGAAUCGGGUAUGGUUUUCGAGGGAAGUAUGGGAGUGUAUGAACAUUUUUGUUUCAAUUCCAAAUGAGUAAGAAAGAAAGAGAAAUAUGCAAAUUCCAAAUAGAUUUGAAUAAUUUUUGUGUUUUCGCCCUAAACUAGGUAGUGAUAAUAUAAAGGCCAGGUCUGGAAAUGGUAGACUAUGAGUAGUCCCCCAUUUUUCCUCAGGGAUAGUAGAGCGAGCGAAACACGAGCGCGUGUAAAAAUCAUGCCACGCAAGAGAAAGGCGACACGCGGCUCAUUUUUCUCUUUCCCUGCCACGUGUCGCCUUUUCUUGCGUGGGGUGAGGCAAAAUGGGAGACUACUUGUAGUCUAGGAAACAGGUAUGGAUUAUAGAGGUCUAGUCUGAAAACGGGUGUGGAUAAUAUAAUUAUUACAUUCUUUGGUCUGAAAUCGGGUCAGGAUAGGAAGAACCAGGUGGCACAACCCCACCAAGAAUUCCCAGGAGUACCCCCAUCCCCAGGUAGUGAAUGAUAUCAUAACUGAAUCAGUAGACUCCCUUGGGAUAGAGGGCUGGGUAAUGUGCUUGCCCUUCGACUUGAGCUUAUGACAGACCGAUUCAUGAAAAGGGCCUUCCAAUAAGCUUCCAUGAUGUCACAUAUGAUCGACACGUAAUUAAGAUGAUGCAGCAAAUAUGGACUUCAUAGUUGACUAUUCCCUACAAGGACUGAUGGGAAAGAAAAAUGAUGAUAAUGAAGAAUACUACUUGUAUUUUGUGCCUAAUUUGCAGACCAUUCGUUACCAAGUCCUUAUUUCUCUCAUGCUGUCAAGUCAAACAAAAGACCAAGUCACAUUUGCAGCCAUGGAAAAGUUAAAAGCACAUGGCCUAACAGUAGAGAAUAUUCUUAAAACACCUACAAGUAAAAUAGGGGAGCUGAUUUACCCAGUUGGUUUCUGGAAGGUGAGUGUGAGUGUUGAUUAAAAACUGUACAUACCGAAACAGGCUAACUUAUAACUGAACAACAGGAUUGGUUCAUCUGUUUGGGCUUAUCAUACAAAUGUACUUAUAUUGAUAAUACUCAAAUUUAAUUCUUCCUUAACUAUAAAAAAUGAGCAUAUACAGGGUUGUCAGAAAGUUUUGAAGAAGACUGCUGAGUUGUCAAAGUAAGCAGCCAGUCCAGGGAUAUUUUAUUUAAAAAACAUCAUCUGUAAAGAAAUGCCAAGCACAGUAGCCGGCCGAUUCUAACCAAGUAGGUGGUGAUUUUCGCCGGCAGCCGGCUACUUUUGUCAACCCUGGAUAUAGUUUAUGGUCAUCCAAGACAAGUUCUUUUCCUCUGCUCUCAUUCACAUGACACACUCAAUUCAAAUUUGACUGUGUAUAACUAAAUUUUUUUAUCUAGUAUGAUGAGUUCAGCUGACAUUAUUCUUUUAUUUUCAAUUUCAGAAAAAGGCUGAGUAUAUUAAGGAGGCAACUAAAAUUUGUGCUGAAACGUACAAAGGUGACAUUCCACCCACAGUAAAGGAUCUCACAGCACUGCCAGGGGUGGGUCCCAAGAUGGCACACAUUACCAUGAAUGUAGCGUGGGGGGAGGUGACAGGAAUUGGAGUUGAUACUCACGUCCACAGGAUUGCUAAUAGACUUGGCUGGGUCAAAAAGCCCACCAAACUUCCUGAAGAAACUAGGGUUGCUGUAGAGAGCUGGCUGCCAAGGUAAUGUUAACUGCAGGUUUAGAGGGUACACAAAUUAAAGGUCUUACUAGUUCAAAUCCUAUCAGUGUUCUCCCCAGGUAUUUAAGGCUAGGCGGGCUGCCUGGCUUAAUUAUUCACUGGAAAGUGGUUGCCGCCUGGCUUAAAAUCAAAGAUCUAUCCAAAUGGAUGCUUAUGUUGACAUCUAGAAAAGGUACUUCAGGGACAAAAUCACUCAAUAACGUUGAGGAAACUUUGUCCAUGGUGUUUUUACUUGUGUGUUUUCUUGUAAUUAACUGAUUGUAAAAGUGAUUUACCAUUGGAUGAAUAUGUUUAAACACUCGUUUCACCGAACGGCACUCAUCUUGAAAUUGACCGACAAACAUAAGGGCCCUUCAAGGAGCUUACACGGAGUAAGAACUGAAAUUCCAGCACUCACAGUUUAAAUUAAUAGUAUCACAAUUCACAGUGGAAAACUCAGUCAUCCCAAGAAGAUGCAUGGAACAAAAAAGAAAAGCUUGUCAAAGCAAAUUGAUUUUUUUGACUGUGAAAAAGAAAAGUGAUGGAAGAUGUUCAGUCACCUAAAGCAAUACCAAAUCUUCCAAAAUCGAUCAAUUCCAAACACCGAAAAUCAGAAGAGGACUUUGGUUAUGAGAAGGCAGCUGCCAUUUGGGGCUCAGACAAAAACAGGAGAAUAAACGGGUUACUUACCAUAAACCAAGUGAACAACUAAAAUUCAAUUCCUCAAGUGUGUAUGAAAUUUUAUUCUGGCUACAGCAGGCUUUGUACAAAGACUGUUAAAAAUCUCAGUCAGAAGACCCCCUGGCCUUCCCAAAAUCUUAGGGAGAACACUGCCUAUUACCCACUCCCACCAUAAUUCAUACGUUUUUGGGGAAAUCACCCAUAACUGAGAGAUGUCAGUCUGAAUUAUAUGAAAAGUUUAAGCUUAUCUGCCAAACCAAACCAAUUCCAUGUUUCUGCUCUACCUCAGUACCAACUAGGUAUGGCUUAUGGGUGGUAUGGUUUUUGAAACAUUUAGAUAUGAAAGUUAGCAGAACCUCUUUUUUGGAUGUGUUAUAUCAACUUCUACCUCUUAGUUCUACCAAUUCUAAGGCAGCUGUGAUAGUGAUAGACUUUGCUUUGAGAAAGCCCCUGCCUUUGCAUAUUUUUUUCUGAGCUCAGCUGUUGGGCUUUCAUAGGUAGCCAGCUACUGCAGUAAAGUCAGCCAGCUACACUAAGUUUGAAAAUGAGUCAAACAAUUAAUAUAAGAAGAUUUAUGGGAUAAAUGAGAGUGAGAGACAGACCAGCCUUAAAUGAUAACACUUGCACAGUGAUCUUAAACUUAUUGUAAUAGUGCCAGCACUAGUAUUCUUGGCACACCUGCUAUUCAAAAUUUGACCCCUAAAAGGUUAGCCUGAAUUUCAGCCAUUUACUCAAGUCACAAACUCUUGAGAGAGAUGUAUGAAUAAACCAUCUGCUAUGCUGUCCAGUAAUGUCACCACCCCCUUUCUUUUAAUUCAUGAAAAAUCCGAAAUAUGAUUUUCAAGCAGUAAAUAAGGGAAUGACUAUCACCAGGAUAUUAGAGGCCCUGCUAGCGGGGGGAGUCCCAAGUCGCCCGUCUGAAUUUUAAAACGUCUUGUGUCGGUAUUUAUAAAUGCUUGUCGCUUAUUGUCGGCUUUGCCGUCACUUUCGCAAUUUGGCCGAGGGAGGUUGUCUCUUGGCGCGAUUUCAUUUUACGUGUUGUUGCUACUUUUUGGGCCAUUUCGCUUGUUGGCAUUUUCCCUGGCAGGGCCUCAUAUUAGGUCUGCAGAGUACAGAAUUGUUUUACUUGUAACUCAUGUCAAAAUGUUGGAACAGUCAACUGCAAUUGCAGUAUUCUGGGCAGACCUUUAGUACCAUUAUUUAAAAUUGUGCCUCAAUGCAAGAACAAACAUUGGAAAUCACAGGAAGUUGGAAUAUUUGCUAGCUCGACACAAGCUUGUUAACAGUCACAAAAAUCAGUCACUGAGGCCUAUGAAAUCUACCAAUGAAACUGCCACAAAAUGUCUCUAACUAUACACCAACCACUUUUUAUUUUCAUUUUUCAUCUGUAGGUAUAUUUAACACUGUCUUUUUAGGGAGUUUGACUUGAGAGAACUGAAAUUUAGGACACUGAAAGAUAUGAUGAUGAUCACUCUAACAUUUUUAAGGGAAAUUCUCCCCAAUAGCAGUUGACAGUUUACUCCCACUUCUGACACCUUGGGGCUUUUGUGAUUACUGUGAGUUAAAUGGCUGCAGAUUAAAGGAAACUUUCUCUUCUCUUUUGGCAGGGAGGAAUGGGAUGAAUUGAAUGUACUGUUGGUUGGAUUUGGUCAACAAACAUGUCUUCCUGUAGGACCACAGUGUGAAUCAUGUCUUAACUGCAAAAUAUGCCCAGAAGGACGCAGAGUUACUAGAGGGAAACCCAGCAAAACUAAGUAA